Ruditapes philippinarum (Manila clam) is the source of this 617-nucleotide messenger RNA. RefSeq lists its product as uncharacterized. Bases 1 to 342 code for a protein of 113 amino acids. The transcript is spliced from 4 exons. The record is from RefSeq and is a predicted model, not a curated record. NCBI's taxonomy places the organism in Eukaryota, Metazoa, Mollusca, Bivalvia, Venerida, Veneridae.
AUGGCUGGCCAAGCUAUAAUAGACCUAACUAAAGCAAAGGUUGUGAAGGCACAGAUCUCAGUGUUAGAUAGCGGUCACUGUUUACAGUGUUUCAAGCCGUUUACAGAUCUCCAUGACAACACGCUAUGUACCUAUCACAAAGGUUAUGCUGUUUCACAGAGUUUAUCUAAUAAACGUGUAUGGUCGUGUUGCGAUCAGGAAGUAGAAGAAAUAGAUGCACAUCUUGUUCACGGCAAAACAGGAUGCACUACAAGCAGGGUACAUAACUGGCGCACACAUAAAAAGGCUAAAGGCAAAGAUUGGGAAAAGAUGCAUUUGAAUAAAAAUGGAGUUCAUACAUAGAUAGACAUGAUGCCAUAUUAUUGUGUAGAUUGACAGAAUGGCAUAUAGCUGUAUUAAUUAGGAAAUAGAUGUCAAUUUUGAGUGUAUUGUUGUGGAGUAAUGCACGGUUUGAGUUCAAAUGCUCAGGAAUAUAAUCAUGAAGGCAAAUAGGCCUGAGUGAUAAAUUACAAAGUAUUUAAAUGAUAAAACAUGCAUUAUUGUACUACAAUGCAAAAAAUAAGAAAAAAUAUAAAAGAAAAUUGAUAAAAAUAUGUUGAACUACAUUUUGAUUGUAA